Trichosurus vulpecula (common brushtail) is the source of this 1104-nucleotide messenger RNA. Its product is annotated as 40S ribosomal protein S4-like. Bases 10 to 801 code for a protein of 263 amino acids. The record is from RefSeq and is a predicted model, not a curated record. Gene Ontology annotation, cellular component: cytosolic small ribosomal subunit; ribosome. Gene Ontology annotation, molecular function: structural constituent of ribosome; RNA binding. Lineage: Eukaryota; Metazoa; Chordata; Mammalia; Diprotodontia; Phalangeridae. The transcript has a single exon. Gene Ontology annotation, biological process: translation.
AGUGUAACCAUGGCUCAUGGUCCCAAGAAACAUCUGAAGCGUGUAGCAGCUCCAAAGCAUUGGAUGCUGGAUAAGUUAACUGGAGUUUUUGCUCCAAGACCAUCCACAGGUCCCCACAAGCUGAGGGAGUGUCUCCCACUCAUCAUCUUCCUGAGAAACAGACUGAAGUAUGCCCUGACUGGAGAUGAAGUAAAGAAGAUCUGCAUGCAGCGAUUCAUCAAGAUUGAUGGGAAGGUCCGCACCAAUAUUACAUACCCUGCUGGCUUUAUGGAUGUCAUUAGCAUUGAGAAGACGGGUGAACAUUUCCGUCUGGUAUAUGACACAAAGGGACGCUUUGCUGUUCAUCGUAUUACGGCUGAGGAGGCUAAAUAUAAAUUGUGCAAAGUGAGAAAAAUCUUUGUGGGUACAAAGGGUAUUCCCCAUCUGGUGACCCAUGAUGCCCGUACUACCCGUUACCCAGAUCCUCUCAUUAAAGUGAAUGAUACAGUUCAGACUGAUUUAGAAGCUGGCAAGAUCACUGAUUUUAUCAAGUUUGAUACUGGUAACCUGUGUAUGGUGACCGGUGGAGCUAACUUGGGUCGAAUUGGUGUGAUCACCAACAGGGAGAAACACCCUGGCUCUUUUGAUGUUGUCCAUGUAAAAGAUGCCAAUGGCAAUAGCUUUGCCACUAGGCUCUCAAACAUUUUUGUUAUUGGCAAAGGUAACAAGCCUUGGAUCUCUCUUCCCCGAGGAAAGGGUAUCCGCCUUACCAUUGCUGAAGAAAGAGACAAGAGAGUGGCAGCUAAGCAGAGCAGUGGCUAAAUGCUUGCAGAUAAGAAUUAGUAGGGUGUCAAUCAAAUUGAGAUGUUACAAUUUUUAACAAAAAAUGAUUACCCUACAAAAAUAUAAAAUACACAAAAUAAGAAAUAGGUAGCUUAAGCAACUCAGUCAAGUGAAAUUGAACAGGCCAUAAAUGCCUUUCUCUUCUUUCCUUGGAUUAGGGUACUGUGGGUAUGAAUGUUGCAUAAAAUGUUAGAAGAUGUAACUGUAUUGGUUUUGCUUAACUGCUUUUCUUUGUUACAUGGGACGGCUCACUGAUUGGAGGAUGGGGAGAGGACAUAUCCC